Molecule: messenger RNA, 1513 nt
Organism: Musa acuminata AAA Group (dessert banana)
Lineage: Eukaryota; Viridiplantae; Streptophyta; Magnoliopsida; Zingiberales; Musaceae
Product: GATA transcription factor 9-like
Exons: 2
Coding region: 137-1222 (361 amino acids)
Biological process (GO): cell differentiation; positive regulation of DNA-templated transcription
Cellular component (GO): nucleus
Molecular function (GO): zinc ion binding; sequence-specific DNA binding
Source: RefSeq, a predicted model, not a curated record
ACGGCGGUCCCCUUCAGAUAAACCAGACCUCGUCCCACCUCUCUCUCUCUCUCUUUGUCUCCCAUUUUGGUUCCUAAUCCUCCCUCCUCUCUCUGUGCGUCAUAAACCCUGAUUUGGAACUCGAACAAGGACGGCGAUGGAGGCACCGCAGUACUUCCACGGCGGCUUUUACCGCGACGGGAACCCGCAGUGCGCGCCGGAGAGGAAGGCCGGCGGCGGAGGCGAACAGUUCUCGGUGGAAGACCUGCUGGACUUCUCCAACGAGGAGGAGGACGAAGCCGGGGGGCUGGCCGCGACCGGGGAGGACGGCGCAGCCGGGAACUCCACGGACUCCUCCACCGUCACUGCCGUGGACAGCUGCGGCAACUCCUUCUCCGCCCUCGAGCCGCAUUUCUCCAGCGACCUCGUCUGCCGGAGCCUCGCCGACGCCAGCCUCUCCGGCGACCUAUGCGAGCCGCAGUACGACGAGCUGGCGGAGCUCGAAUGGCUUUCUAAUUUCGUCGAGGAAUCCUUCUCCAGUGAGGACCUCCACAAGCUUCACCUCAUCUCCGGCGUCAAUUCCACCACCACCUCCUCCAGGACCACCGCGGCGGCCGCUACCCGAGCCGAGUUCUCCGCUCAGGAGGCCGCCAACCAGGUGGCCCCCUUCCGCGCCGAGGCCCUCGUCCCCGGCAAGGCGCGGAGCAAGCGCUCCCGCGCCGCCCCCUGCAGCUGGUCCUCCCGGCUGCUCGUGCUCUCCCCGUCCCUGACGGCCGCUCCGUCGCCGGAGUCUGAGCUCAUCGUGCCCCCCAGCGCUGCUGCCGCCGGCGCAGGCGGGAAGAAGGCGGCGAAGCCGGCGUCGAAGAAGAAGGAUAUGUCCGCCGGCCCGGCCGUGGCGGCGGCGCCGGACGGCCGCAAGUGCCUGCACUGCCAGACCGACAAGACGCCGCAGUGGCGGACGGGGCCCAUGGGCCCCAAGACGCUGUGCAACGCCUGCGGCGUCCGCUACAAGUCCGGCCGCCUCGUGCCUGAGUACCGCCCGGCCGCCAGCCCCACCUUCGUGGUUUCCAAGCACUCCAACUCCCACCGAAAGGUCCUCGAGCUCCGCCGCCAGAAGGAGCUCCAGCAGCAGCACCUCCACGCCGGCGGCGGCGCCUCCCUCUACAACGGUCCCACGCCGGUGGACGCCGCUGCCGCUGACGACUUCUUGAUCCACGGCCCCGACUUCCGACAUCUCAUUUAACGGUGACGUCUCAGUCCGGAUUGAUCGCGCGGCGGAGGCCAAAAAGGACUCUCUUUUUACCGAAAGUAAUUCCCUAGGGGUUAAAUUAGGAGGAAUUUAGGCUACUUUCCAUGCUCUUUUGCCCUAAAUCCUUGAAGCAGCUCAGCUCAUCAAUGUCUUCCAUAUUUUUCCUAAUCCGUUCCUUUUCUUCUCUAACCUCAGAUAUUAAUUCUAGGACGAUUUAAAUUGUAGUGUGAAAUGCCAGCAAAAAAAAAAAGAAAUCAAUAAAAUUAGACAUCUUGCCCGUCUUCA